AGCAACGGAAGUGACGUAAGGGCAGGACAGAGUUGGAGGGUUCGGGUAAAAAUGGCUGAAUAUUUAGCUUCGAUAUUCGGGACUGAGAAGGACAAGGUUAACUGCUCUUUUUACUUUAAGAUCGGGGCCUGCCGGCACGGGGACCGGUGCUCCCGGCUUCACAACAAGCCGACUUUCAGCCAGACCAUAGUGCUGCUCAACCUGUACCGGAAUCCACAGAACACCGCCCAAACCGCAGACGGAUCGCACUGUCACGUGAGCGACGUGGAGGUGCAGGAACACUAUGAUAACUUCUUCGAGGAGGUGUUCACGGAGCUGCAGGAGAAGUAUGGGGAGAUUGAAGAGAUGAAUGUGUGCGACAACCUGGGGGACCACCUCGUGGGCAAUGUCUAUGUCAAGUUUCGGCGAGAGGAGGAUGCAGAGCGGGCAGUGGCCGAACUCAAUAACCGCUGGUUCAAUGGGCAGGCUGUGCACGCUGAGCUGUCUCCUGUCACUGACUUCCGGGAGUCGUGCUGCCGGCAGUAUGAGAUGGGGGAAUGUACCCGCGGUGGUUUCUGCAACUUCAUGCACCUGCGGCCCAUCUCCCGGAACCUCCGACGUCAGCUGUAUGGGCGGGGACCCAGACGCAGGUCACCCCCGAGGUCUCAUACCGGCCACCGUCCCCGAGAAAGAAACCGACGACGUUCCCCAGACCACCGGCAUGGUCGCUUCUGAGACCCUGGCUCCCUUGACCCACUCCUGACGGGCAUCAGUGUUCCUGGCCAGGACCCCUCCUGAAAGCUCCCUUACCUCGCCAGCGCCGUCUUCCCCAGACUCCGGGGCUCCAAGAUGUAAUCUGUUCAACACAGGGAUCUUCUCUUACCACCCCUUCCCUAAUAAAGUUCUCUAUUGAGGGUUUAGAA
Canis lupus familiaris (dog) is the source of this 902-nucleotide messenger RNA. It is a transcript of the gene U2AF1L4, whose product is annotated as U2 small nuclear RNA auxiliary factor 1 like 4. Gene Ontology annotation, biological process: mRNA splicing, via spliceosome. NCBI's taxonomy places the organism in Eukaryota, Metazoa, Chordata, Mammalia, Carnivora, Canidae. The transcript is spliced from 8 exons. Gene Ontology annotation, cellular component: U2AF complex; spliceosomal complex. Gene Ontology annotation, molecular function: metal ion binding; pre-mRNA 3'-splice site binding. The record is from RefSeq and is a predicted model, not a curated record. The coding region runs from base 52 to 714 and encodes 220 amino acids.